AUGGAGCCACCAGCCCAAGACAACUUCUUUUGGGGAUCAGGAACCUGGCUGGAUCUUCUACCCGUCCCAGACGAACCAGUUCCCCUCGACCUUUCUCCGGGUGCGGCGGCUCUUCCAGCACCGCCCGUGGACCUUCCGGUGCCAACCCACAGCCACGACCAAAUCGAGAGUAUGAAAAAUGUUCUGAUUCUCAUGUGUACCCGCAUGGACAAGCUGGAAACAGCAAUGGGAGAGAUGACACGGACGAACAGCCGGGUGGGGGACGUUCUUAACCAGGUCCUGGAAGCUAUCAAUCAGACAAAAGACUCCAUUGAGAGGGUCAGAGAGGGCUUGAGUGACUUCGCUCGUACCGUUGUUCACUACAUGAAGGGCAUGCUCGGGCACGAGGAUAGCGAGUAG
Messenger RNA from Anthostomella pinea, 399 nucleotides. The record is from the annotation of a GenBank genome assembly. NCBI's taxonomy places the organism in Eukaryota, Fungi, Ascomycota, Sordariomycetes, Xylariales, Xylariaceae.